CUAAAAUGAGCUCCGCGUGGCAAGCCCUGUUUCUUGUUGUGGCCGCAUUCACAGCUGCCGAUGCAGACCCUAGUCUGUCUAUAGUUCCUCGCGCGGAUUGGCAUGCUCGGCCACCAAGUGGUCCAAUGACAGCCAUGGCGCUGCCAUUGGGACGUGCUGUGAUUGCGCAUACGGCAGGACGCAGCUGCACGGAUGAUCAGAGCUGUGCCGACCAGGUGGCCAGCAUCCAGACGUACCAGAUGAUUCGCCUGAAAUACUCUGAUAUCAGCUAUCACUAUCUGGUGGGUGGCAAUGGUCGCGUCUACGAGGCACGCAGUCCCAGUCAGCAGGGUGCAAUUGCCGCUGGCAAUAAUGCCAAUAGCCUGGCAAUCGCCUUCAUUGGCAACUUUGAUUUGGAGUCGCCCACAGAUGCCGCUCUGGCCGCUGCCCAGUCGCUGCUGGAGCAUGCUGUCAGCCAGGGUGAGCUGGCCCAGAACUAUGAUCUGUUGGGCCACAGGCAGUUGAGCGCCACCAAAAGUCCAGGCGAUGCGUUGUAUACUGUUAUAAAGAGCUGGCCGCACUGGAGCAACGUGGGAGAUGUGGCAUAGCAAUAGAUUUCAGAGACAAAUGUAUAGAUUUCGACACGUAAAGACCAUUCCUUACACAUUUAUUGUAAAUAUAAUUAUGUAUAAUUUGUUGCUUGCUUAAAUAGAAUACUAAACUUUUAA
This is a messenger RNA of Drosophila arizonae, 707 nucleotides long. It is a transcript of the gene PGRP-SD, whose product is annotated as Peptidoglycan recognition protein SD. Gene Ontology annotation, biological process: peptidoglycan catabolic process. The record is from RefSeq and is a predicted model, not a curated record. Gene Ontology annotation, molecular function: N-acetylmuramoyl-L-alanine amidase activity; zinc ion binding. NCBI's taxonomy places the organism in Eukaryota, Metazoa, Arthropoda, Insecta, Diptera, Drosophilidae.